UCAUAUAAAGCAUUGCCGUAGAAAGAUUGCUGCUCUGUUACCUACGUACCACAACAAAAUGUGUGGGUUGGCUCUAGGUCUAAGCAAGCCUAACAAUCUCCUAGCCAUACGGUAGCGACGCACCAUGGCCAGCCACGUGAACCGAUAGACUAAUCAGGUGACUCAUCUCAUCAGCAAGACGGCUACGAUGUUUUACCUGGUACGGUACCGGAGAGGGGACUACCGGUACAUGUCAUUGUUGAAUGGCGUUGCUAGAGGAUGGCUUGGUGAAGCUUGAAGACGUCAAUCGCGCAGUGAGAGAACCAAAGCAUUCGCCUGAGACAAAGUGUGACUGAAGAAGUGUGACUGAUUUUUCAUUCGUGGAUUAUCAGCGUGGAAGAGACGAUUUCCACGCUGUCGAGUCCCCUCACAUUUUGAGCGACAACCAUCACUAUGUCCACACUCAUCCUCCGCGAUCAGCCCCCACUCUACUCUCCCCCGAGAAGCCUCAUUUUUUGGAUUUCUCAUUCAUUCGCUUGCACAACAACGAAUUGACGACAAUGACAGCAACAUUUUCUCGCCAAGUCAUGCAUUGCAACCGCGGAAACCAUGGCAAAGAAGUUCCGAAAGGAGGCGACGCAGUUGAGGACAUGGACCGCGUUGAGAGUGAUCUGGUGGCGAAAGGUGAACAGAACUGCCCCGUUCAUAAUGCGAUACGCCCCGUGAAAUCUUCUGCUUCUCGAAAACAAAGAGUGUUGCGCUUAUUGAGACGGCGCGGUCGAAUAACUCAGGAGAACCAUGGUGGGUUCGAGGAAAUUGGUCGCAUCGAUUGUUUGCUUCGCCCUCUUGUCGAAGUCGAAGGCAAGCAAGUAGGACGCUACCGUCUAAUAGAACGUCUUGGAUCUGGAGGUUACGGUCAAGUCUUCCUCGGACGGAAGAAUUUAACACUGCGGACUUUCGCAGUCAAAGUCCAACGGAAGAGCGAUCUGCAGCCAAUGCACAAGCUGGAGCGAGCGAAUCAGGAGAUCGGCUUGAUGCGAGCCCAUAGUCACCAUCCGAAUAUCAUUGGAUUCCAUCAAAAGAUUAACACUCCUGAAAAGUUGUAUAUUGUGAUGGAGAAAGCAACAAUGGAUCUAACGUCGUUGCUUUUUAAGACUAACGUCUUUCAAGGUCGCCAAACUGACGUGAAGCAACAGGUCAUGCUCGGUAUCUUGAGAGCAACCACGUAUCUGCACGAAAGAGGCAUUGCACACCUAGAUUUGAAACCAUGCAAUGUUCUUGUCCAAACAUCUGCGCUGAGUGAUGAUGGAACCUUAAUUCCAGGUCGACGCAUUGAGGCAAACUCGAUUCGUCUUUGCGACUUUGGAAUGGCUUGUGUGUCCGCCAACUAUGACCCCAAGGAUACCAAAAUCGACUUUGACUAUGAUUGUUACAUCGAGUCCAGCUAUGGUCUACCAAAAAAGCACUUUGUGGCGCUGAAAGGCGCUUUUGGCACGACCGGGUACAUGGCACCAGAGAUGUUCAGCGGGCAGUGGUACGACGGGCGUCGAGCCGAUGAUUUUUCGGUUGGCUGUAUUCUUUCAGUACUUACAUUCCAGAAGAUAGUGACAGAGGAGUGUCUUGUCGGGUUUAAAACGAAAAAUCAUGAGGAAAAGGGGCAGCUAAAGGAUCUUCUGGAAGACUUGUUGUCUGGACCCCUGCUAUACAGAACCACCUCAAAGAGAGCUAUGAAGCAUCAAUGGUUCCGAUGUCUACAGGAAAAAGCAGCGACAUACAGCAGCACCAUAAAUUAGAAUAUCUUUAGAACUCAUCCUAACAUGCAUGGAUUCAUCCACAUUUAGUCCUUGUCAGUAUCAUAGAAUAGACCGCGGCGCGCAGGUGCAAUAGUAGAAUUCAUUACUUUAGUUAGAA
Molecule: messenger RNA, 1890 nt
Organism: Seminavis robusta
Lineage: Eukaryota; Bacillariophyta; Bacillariophyceae; Naviculales; Naviculaceae
Source: the annotation of a GenBank genome assembly